Messenger RNA from Xenopus tropicalis (tropical clawed frog), 2520 nucleotides. It is a transcript of the gene igsf3.2, whose product is annotated as immunoglobulin superfamily member 3 gene 2. Lineage: Eukaryota; Metazoa; Chordata; Amphibia; Anura; Pipidae. The record is from RefSeq and is a predicted model, not a curated record. The transcript has 6 exons. The coding region runs from base 169 to 2196 and encodes 675 amino acids.
GUCCAGUGCCAGGUGGCAGGAUAUUCCGGGUCGCUGGCCCUGAGUUGGUACCUGACGGGGCCCGAUGGGCAGAGGGCAGAGCUGCUCUCAUUACAGCGGGACGGGGCCCUAGUGGUGGGACAGACGUACCGGGAGCGGCACAACAAGGGGCUCCUGCUGGCACAGAAGAUGGAGGGGGGGCUCUUCUCUCUGACAGUGGGGCAGGUGGGGGCAAGAGACAGGGGCAAAUACACGUGCCAGGCCACGGAGUGGCACAUAGGGCAGGACUCCAACUGGAGCAGAAUGGGCACUCGGAGUGCAGAGAGGGAGCUGGAUGUCACCCCACUGGGCCCCUCCCUCUCAGUGGGUCUCAGUGUGCGGAGCUCACAGGUGGUCGCUGGCAGCACAAUCCGGCUGAGCUGUAGGGUAUCAGUUGGCACUGGGUAUUCCCUGCUUGGCAAACCCAUGUCUUGGUCCUGGCACUACCGGAACAGCUCUGAUGCCAGUGGGGAGUUCCAGCAGCUGGUACAGAGGCACUACACGGGCACCAUGGCCUGGCACGACAGUAUGCCCGGCUUCCAGGGAAAGGUCGAGCUGGGCAUAAGCGUUGGCACCUCCACCCUAACGGUCUAUAACAUCGAGAGAGGGCAGGCCGGCUUGUACUACUGUAAGGUGGGCAUUCUCAGCGACCAAUCCGAUGCCACCUCCAACAGGCUCGCCAUCCGAGUCACUGUACCAGAGAGCCAGAUACAGUUGGAGACCGCCCCCGCGGAGCUGCUCCUCGCCAGGGGACAGGAUGAGAUGAGCAUUUCCUGCCACGCCCACUCCAGGGUCCCCGGGGCCCAGAUGAGAGUCACAUGGCGGUUCCUUCCCCCCGGUGGCGCCGCAGCCCAGGAGAUAGUAAGUUCCACCCAGGAAGGGUUCCUGACCUACGGCUCCGAGCUCCCCCCUGCCCUGAGACCCAGAAUCCUCAGCGAGAGACACCCCCCCGACACCUACACCCUGCGCAUCAUCAGGCCCAGUCAGGGCCAAUGGGGUUCCUACCAGUGUGCAGCGAGCGAGUGGCUCUUGGAAGGGUCGGGGAACUGGGCCAAACUGGGAGAGAAGAACUCCAGGCCGGUCCCUGUGCAAUUCAGAGAUUCAGAAGAGACGCUGCAUAUUCCCAAGAUGAACACGACGGUAGAAGUGACAGAGGCAGAGGAUGUGGCGCUGCACUGCCCCCUGGGGGACGUAAGGAGCUUGGCCUUUAGGUACUCAUUGUCCUGGUACUUUAUGGCCUCGGGCUCCGGAACCUCCCGGCUCAUCUAUCAGGCAGGUUGGGACGGGGUGACUGUGUCUGAGGAGUCACUGGCCAAACGCCUGCGCCUGGUGGCCCCAACCCGGGGUAAUUACAGUCUGAUCCUGCAGAGAGUGGGGCAGGAGGAUGCUGGACUCUACCAUUGCCAUGUGGAGGAGUGGAGGCUGGGGCCCGAGGAAGAGGAGUGGAGGCCCAAGGCUGCCGACAGUUCCGGGUUCCACAAGCUCAAAGUUAUUGCCCCAGGGGCCGGCCUUACUCUGAACAGCACCAACCUGACCCUACUUGCCCUGCAGGGGGGGCAGAAUAUCACGUUGCCCUGCCAGGUUCUCAGCCUCUCCGGUACUGGUUCUGCCCUCUCUGUGGCCUGGUGGAAAUCUUCGGGCCCCGGGCAGCAGGAGCAGUUGCUGUUUGCAGUCAGUUAUGAGGGGCAGUUUACAUACCCCAGACAGGGGGAGCUAGAGGGCUCCCAGCUCCAGUUUGAGAGACCUUCAAAGCUUCUCUUCCUGCUCAGGAUCAUGCAGCCUGGAUUGGGCAGUUCAGGAACCUAUCACUGCAGAGUGAGCGAGUGGUUGUCCAGCCCCCGAGGAACCCCAUAUCUACACACUGAGCGCAGGGCUGGGAAUAUUUCUGUCACCUUCCUGCCAGAUCAGUCAGGCUCCGCCCAGAUUUGCACGGUUGCCUCCAUUUUCCACUUGCUCCUGGGGGCCACAGUGCUGCUGCUCCUAUUGGUCACCAUAAUGCUGAUUUUGUGGGGCAGACGUUGGGGCAGAAGGGUCGGCUCCACCAGGGUGAAAGGCCAGAAGGGCCACAGGGGACUUUGGUUUUUUACCAAUAUGGCCGAUCCCCCUAUAAAUGGGGGCGCCGAGACCGAGGAGAGGGAACCAAUGGGACUAGCCCAGUAUGAAGCGACAACAGCAUAGCCAGCCAGCUCAGCAAUAGGAACUGCCCCCAGCAACCUAUCCGUUCCCAGCCAGCUCAGCAAUAGGAACUGCCCCCAGCAACCUAUCAGCUCCCAGCCAGCUCAGCAAUAGGAACUGCCCCCAGCAACCUAUCAGCUCCCAGCCAGCUCAGCAAUAGGAACUGCCCCCAGCAACCUAUCAGCUCCCAGCCAGCUCAGCAAUAGGAACUGCCCCCAGCAACCUAUCCGUUCCCAGCCAGCUCAGCAAUAGGAACUGCCCCCAGCAACCUAUCCGCUCCCAGCCAGCUCAGCAAUAGGAACUGCCCCAGGCAACCUAUCAGCUCCC